This is a messenger RNA of Gracilinanus agilis (Agile Gracile Mouse Opossum), 2862 nucleotides long. RefSeq names its product GRAM domain containing 1B (gene GRAMD1B). NCBI's taxonomy places the organism in Eukaryota, Metazoa, Chordata, Mammalia, Didelphimorphia, Didelphidae. Gene Ontology annotation, biological process: intracellular sterol transport. The coding region runs from base 91 to 2814 and encodes 907 amino acids. Gene Ontology annotation, cellular component: endoplasmic reticulum-plasma membrane contact site; endoplasmic reticulum membrane; plasma membrane. The record is from RefSeq and is a predicted model, not a curated record. The transcript is spliced from 21 exons. Gene Ontology annotation, molecular function: sterol transfer activity; sterol binding.
GACAGACAGGGACAGGGAGACAGAGACAGAGACAGAGACAGAGACAGAGACAGGUUUCUACGAGUGGAGAGAGUGGAGUACGGGAACCCAAUGCCAGCUGCCAAUAUCAUGGAGAACCUCCAGCUACCCGCCCUGCAGGUGCCAGGGGAGCCCCAGGGAGCCCCGGAGGCCAGCCCGGUCUGGUCCAGCUCGUCCACGCCAACACUUCGUAGGCGGAGAUUUAAGAUGCGCAGGAUGAAGAACGUGCAGGAGCAAAGUUUGGAGGGGGGCUUGGCCCCGGAUUUAUCCAGCUCUUUGACCCCCGGUAAGGAGUUCUUACAGUUGCCGUCCAUCGAGAUAACACCAUCCAGCGAUGAGGACACUCCCUGGUCCAACUGCUCCACACCCAGCGCCUCACCCCGCCGCAAACGCUUCCUCCUCCGAAAGUGGCUUCGGGUGAGGGAGCGCAAACAGUGCAGUGAGAGCAGCAGUCAGCAGAGCAGCCAACAGAGCAGUCAUGAGGAUGAUUCAAGCCGGUUCCUGAGCCCCCGGGUACGGGAGGAGAGCACUGCCAGUAACUCCAACCGCAGCACGCCUGCCUGCUCCCCCAUCCUCCGCAAGCGGUCCCGCUCGCCCACCCCACAGAACCCAGACGGAGACACCAUGGUGGAGAAGGGCUCGGACCACUCCUCGGACAAGUCCCCGUCCACACCCGAGCAGGGGGUGCAGCGCAGCUGUUCUUCCCAGUCUGGCCGGAGUGGCAGCAAGAACUCCAAGAAAAGCCAGAGUUGGUAUAACGUGUUAAGCCCAACUUACAAACAGCGGAAUGAAGACUUCAGAAAACUUUUCAAGCAACUCCCUGACACAGAGCGUCUCAUUGUUGAUUACUCAUGUGCGCUCCAAAGAGACAUUCUCCUCCAGGGCCGACUCUACCUCUCUGAAAAUUGGAUCUGUUUCUACAGCAACAUCUUCCGCUGGGAAACUCUGCUAACAGUACGAUUGAAAGACAUCUGCUCCAUGACUAAAGAAAAAACAGCCCGACUCAUUCCCAAUGCAAUCCAAGUUUGCACAGACACUGAGAAGCACUUUUUUACAUCCUUCGGGGCCCGAGAUAGGACGUAUAUGAUGAUGUUCCGGCUCUGGCAGAAUGCCCUCCUUGAGAAACCUCUGUGUCCCAAGGAGCUGUGGCACUUUGUCCAUCAGUGUUACGGAAAUGAACUAGGCCUGACCAGUGACGAUGAGGACUACGUGCCCCCAGAUGAUGACUUCAACACGAUGGGCUAUUGUGAGGAGCUCCCAGUGGAAGAGAACGAGGUGAAUGACAGCUCCUCCAAAAGCAGCAUAGAGACUAAGCCAGAUGCCAGCCCACAGCUGCCGAAGAAAUCUAUCACCAACAGCACACUGACCUCCACUGGAAGCAGUGAAGCCCCUGUCUCGUUUGAUGGAUUGCCCCUGGAAGAAGAGGUGGUAGAAGGGGAUGGUCCCCUGGAGAAGGAGCUCACAAUUGACAACAUCAUUGGGGAAAAGAUCGAGAUCCUUGCCCCAGUGAACUCCCCCUCUUUGGAUUUCAAUGAUAAUGAGGAUAUUCCCACUGAGCUCAGUGACUCGUCUGACACCCAUGAUGAAGGGGAAGUCCAAGCCUUCUAUGAAGACCUGAGUGGCCGGCAGUAUGUGAAUGAGGUCUUUAACUUCAGUGUUGACAAACUCUAUGACCUGCUCUUCACCGACUCUCCCUUUCAGAGGGAUUUCAUGGAGCAACGUCGUUUCUCUGAUAUCAUCUUUCAUCCAUGGAAAAAGGAGGAUAAUGGAAACCAGAGUCGAGUGAUUCUCUACACCAUCACCCUCACCAACCCUCUGGCUCCCAAAACUGCCACUGUCACAGAGACCCAGACCAUGUACAAAGCCUGCCAAGAAAGUGAAUGCUAUGUGAUCGAUGCUGAGGUGCUCACCCAUGAUGUGCCAUACCAUGACUACUUCUAUACCAUCAACCGUUACACACUCACCCGCGUGGCUCGAAAUAAGAGCAGACUCAGGGUUUCCACAGAGCUGCGCUAUAGGAAACAGCCCUGGGGGCUAGUGAAAACAUUCAUCGAGAAGAAUUUCUGGAGUGGGCUUGAAGAUUAUUUCCGCCAUUUAGAGAGUGAGUUGACAAAAACAGAGAGCACCUACCUGGCCGAGGUACACAGACAGUCUCCCAAAGAGAAGUCCAGCAAAGCCCCUGCUGUACGGAGGAGGAAGCGACCCCAUGCCCAUCUGAGAGUACCUCAUUUGGAGGAGGUUAUGAGCCCUGUCACUACUCCUACCGAUGAGGAUGUGGGCCAUAGGAUCAAACAUGUAGCAGGCUCCACACAGACCCGUCACAUCCCUGAAGACACCCCUCCUGGCGGCUUCCACCUGCAGAGUGUUUCCAAGCUGCUGCUCAUUAUCAGCUGUGUGAUCUGUUUCAGCCUGGUGCUGCUGGUGAUUCUCAAUAUCAUGUUGUUCUACAAACUCUGGAUGCUGGAAUAUACGACCCAGACCCUCACUGCAUGGCAGGGCCUGAGACUCCAGGACAGGGGUCUGGGAGCGCAGGACAGUCCUCUGAGCAUAACUCCAGCUGCCGGGGUGACCCUUCUUGUGCCCCACAGGUUACCUCAGUCCCAGACAGAAUGGGCCCAGCUCUUAGAAUCCCAACAAAAGUAUCAUGACACAGAGCUCCAAAAAUGGAGGGAGAUCAUCAAAUCCUCUGUGAUGCUUCUAGACCAGAUGAAGGACUCACUCAUCAACCUUCAGAAUGGCAUCAGAACCCGAGACUACUCAUCCGAAAAAGAGGAGAAGAGCAACCACUACCACUGACAAGGCAGGAACAGGAGUGACUUCAGAGGCCUGUGCAAUACAUGUACA